Molecule: messenger RNA, 1000 nt
Organism: Ascoidea rubescens DSM 1968
Lineage: Eukaryota; Fungi; Ascomycota; Saccharomycetes; Ascoideales; Ascoideaceae
Gene: TRM9
Product: tRNA (carboxymethyluridine(34)-5-O)-methyltransferase
Exons: 1
Coding region: 123-899 (258 amino acids)
Biological process (GO): tRNA wobble uridine modification
Cellular component (GO): nucleus; cytoplasm
Molecular function (GO): tRNA binding; S-adenosylmethionine-dependent methyltransferase activity
Source: RefSeq, a predicted model, not a curated record
GCUUCACAAAGCUAAACUUUUUAUUGGAAAACGCCAAAGCAGAGAGAUACAUAUUGUUGAUUGGGGAUAUCUCAGUGGAAGAAUAGCAGAUAAUUAGACAAAUGGAAGAAGAAAAAAUUAAAAUGGAACAGGUCAAGAAUCCUGUUGAGAAAGAGCAGAUAUAUGUUCACCAGGUGUAUAACGAGAUUGCUUCUCAUUUCUCAGAAACCAGAUACAAACCAUGGCCAAUAGUUGAGAAGUUUCUUCAAAGUCGAGAAAAAGGAUCGAUUGGCAUCGACGUGGGGUGUGGGAAUGGAAAGUACUUGAACAUCAACAAGAAUGUGUUUAUCAUUGGAAGUGAUUACUCAGACAAUUUGAUAGUACUAUCCAGUGAGAUCAAUGGAGAUUCGGUAAACAACGAUUCAAUUGUGUGUGAUGGAUUGUCGUUGCCACAUUUAAACAACCAGUUUGAUUUUGCAAUCUCUAUCGCUGUUAUCCACCAUUUUUCAACAGAGGAGCGAAGAAUCCAGGCCAUUGUCCACAUUUUGUCAAAGUUGAAGCCCAAUGGCGAGGCAUUGAUCUAUUGCUGGGCUUUGGAGCAAGAAAAGUCGAGAAGAGGUUGGAAAAAGGGAAUGACACAGGAUGUUUUGGUGCCUUGGGUGCUUCAAAAGAAGAAGCCCAAGUCCAAGAAGGCGAGGAAGAGCAAGACAAAAAGAGGAAACGAAGUGGUAGAUACAAGUGCUACCAUCAAAAGCGAGAAAGCAGUUGAAGACAAUGGAGAGGAGACCAAGCUAAGAUACUACCAUUUGUACAAAGAAAACGAGCUCAACGAGAAUGCCAUUGCUGCUGGUGCUGUUGUGGUGGAACAUGGCUACGAAAGAGACAAUUGGUGGGUUAUAAUUAAAAAGCCUGCUGUUUAGUUUAGAUAUAUCUAUGGAUUUAUGUAGUUUUGUCCGUAAAGUCGUUUGUAUUUUGAAUCUUUUCUUCUUCUUCUUCUUCCGAGCCCUAAACCAGGGCUCCC